GGGCGUCGCGGUGGCUAUCCGGGCUGGGUCCACCGCACAAGCUAAGGGUCCCGAGCGGGACGCGAAGGGCGAUGCUGCGGACCCCGGCAUCUCCCCGCGGCCACCGGGAGCGGACGCCGACCGCGUCCCCGACCCCGCGACUCAUCCGUUGGUUCGUUUUCCUGCGAGUGGGAUUCUUCCCCCGAGUUCCCUAGCCAGUCUCAAGUCACCAGGGUUGUGCUCACUCUUGGAGCCGGGUCAUCACUCCAACCUUCCCCUUAUCAAGACUGCUCUCCUGUCCACCCUGUUCGCGGCGGUUCUAUGCGCGAUUCUUGACACUGGAGUAUUAUUUGGAAGGCACUAUGCUAAUGUUGGUUGGGUGGUGCACAAAUACGAAACUUUUUUAAUUUAAGAGGGUUGGGGUGUGUGUAGGAGAUGCGACAAUGUGUGUGAUGUCACGCUGUCCCUUUUUCGGGCCUAGUUCGAAAGACUUGACCCUUUGGAGCAGGGCCAGUUGGCCUCUAUAGUUGACCUCUAUGGGGUGGUCGUGGUGUAGCUUAAGUCCCCUGGAAUUCCAAAAGGCCCUAGGAAUCGCUUUACCCUGCUUUCCCUUUUUUGCAGGAGUCCCAGUCACCCCUGUGCAGAUGGCCGUCAGACCACUGUUUGAACAUUUCAGGGCCACUUGCCUUUCGGUUAUAGCUAAGAAAGGGCUAAAAAUUUUCAGAAGAAACCCAUAUUCAGGAAAUUAUUGGAAAAGCUCCAUCAAUAAGAAAACAACAAAAAAAGCAACCCAGCAGUAAACGUGAUUGCAGUGUGCUCUUUGACCCCUAAUUAUAAGCAACGUGAUCAGUUGCCAGUAGGAUAUAAACAAUGUGAUCAGUUUAGAACCAGUUGCAUUUCUUCUCCUUACUCUUAACAGCUAUUUCACAUGUUCUUUUAGAUUUUAGAGUUUCCCAAUAACACUCUACAUUCUAAAAGUGUCUCAUUUUGUUUUCUGAGGUGGCUCUGAUCCAUUCCUACCUCAAGAUAUUUUCUUUAGUCCUUUUUGGUCUUAAAAAUGAUAUCCCCUCCCCAAUUUGCUUGAAAUCUAGCCUACUACACUUGUGCUCUGGGUAUCUUGCUUUGUUACUCUGUUAACAGGUUUAUAGUUUGUGAUGUAGUUGACCUGAUCAUAAUUCACUAUUUUUGAAAUGGCCCUCAAAAGACAGAUGUGAUAAACUGUUACAGCUGUCUUUGAUUUCUUCAUUUGAUGUAAUCACAAAAGUAUUUUUUUGGGAAUUCUAAUCUGUCAAUGCUUUCUCCAGUCUCAUAUGAACAGGUGUUUAGAGGAGGCUAUGGAACUGCAAGGAGGUAAGGACAGGUAGAUGGUAGCUAUUAAAAUGUAGAUCCCCUUUGAGAAAGACAAACCUGUGGGUCAAUGGCAGUUCAGUCUGAACUCCAUUAAAAAUAAUUCUGUUUCUAACAGUCAACAGCAUUGAGAGUAUGGAACUUUUCUUUUGAAGGAGGAUGCAGGGAGACCUGUCAGGGUAGAUUUCUGAUGUAAGGUUUAUGAGGGCCUGCAGGCCUGGAUUGAAGCUGAGGGGAGAGGCAUAAUCACUGAAGGCUUUCCUUCACAUUUCACCUAGGACUCUGAGACCCUGAGAAUACGUACAAGAAGCCCGCUGAGAUUGUUACAAAUGUAGUAAACCUUGGCCUUCACAGUUGUCAAUUUUCCUCCCCACGCCAAGCUGGUCCACUUCUGGUCAGCCCCCUGCCUAAUUCACCUGGGCCUUUCCCUCCUUAAGGGUGGAAUGGUGAGAGUGGAAAGAGAUGUUUACAUGCCAACCGCUCUAUUUCUGUAUGUAUAAUGCUCAAGGUUAUUGGACUGUAACCCCAUUCUCAGUUAAUUAUUGUUUACUGUAAGUUGCCAUUCUUCAGAAAGGGACCCAAGAAGAUCAAAGGAUGCAAAGUUUAGGCACCUGUCAGAGUUGCAAAUUGAGGGAAAGGGGGCUGGGAUCUUGGCUCAACCGUUACUUGCUAAGUAACCUUGGACAUAUUAACCUCUCUAAAACUUCAGUUUUCUUGUCAUAUUAAUGACUUUUUAGGACUGCUGUGAGGAUUAAAUAAAGCAAUCUGUGGAUAGCACUCAGUCAAUUUUGGUAUAUGGUAAACUCAGUCUGUGUGUUAGGAAUUAUUACCAGAAGGGAAAUGGUGCAGAACAAGGCAGAUUUUGCAUGCAGACUUCAUACUUGCAUUCUGAGAGUAAUCAAGUCAGAGGAUUAUAUGACUUUUAUCUGCCUAGAGAAGAAAUAUGGAUCUACAACAUGGAGACUGGAAGAUGGAAGAAAAUUAACACUGAAGGUGAUGUUCCUCCUUCUAUGUCUGGGAGCUGUGCUGUGUGUGUAGAUAGAGUACUGUACUUGUUUGGAGGACACCAUUCAAGAGGCAAUACAAAUAAGUUCUACAUGCUGGAUUCAAGGUCUACAGACAGAGUGUUACAAUGGGAAAGAAUUGAUUGCCAAGGAAUUCCUCCAUCAUCAAAGGACAAACUUGGUGUCUGGGUAUAUAAAAACAAGUUAAUAUUUUUUGGAGGGUAUGGAUAUUUACCUGAAGAUAAAGUACUGGGAACUUUUGAAUUUGAUGAAACAUCAUUUUGGAAUUCAAGUCAUCCAAGAGGAUGGAAUGAUCAUGUACAUAUUUUAGACACUGAAACAUAUACCUGGAGCCAGCCUAUUACUACCGUCACUUACUUAUUAAAUUGGAUUUGUGGCUUUUUAAAGGGUAAAGCACCCUCACCUCGUGCUGCCCACGCCUGUGCAACUGUUGGAAACAAAGGCUUUGUGUUUGGAGGCAGGUAUCGAGAUGCUCGAAUGAAUGACCUUCACCAUCUUAAUCUGGAUACGUGGGAAUGGAAUGAAUUAAUUCCACAAGGCAUAUGCCCAGUUGGCCGUUCUUGGCACUCGCUAACACCAGUUUCUUCAGAUCAUCUUUUUCUCUUUGGAGGAUUUACCACUGAUAAACAGCCACUAAGUGAUGCCUGGACUUACUGCAUCAGUAAAAAUGAAUGGAUCAAGUUUAAUCAUCCCUAUACUGAAAAACCAAGGUUAUGGCAUACAGCUUGUGCCAGUGAUGAAGGAGAAGUAAUUGUUUUCGGUGGAUGUGCCAACAACCUACUUGUCCAUCACAGAGCUGCACACAGCAAUGAAAUACUGAUAUUUUCAGUUCAACCAAAAUCUCUUGUACGGCUAAGUUUAGAAGCGGUCAUUUGCUUUAAAGAAAUGUUAGCCAAUUCAUGGAACUGCCUUCCAAAACACUUACUUCACAGUGUUAAUCAGAGGUUUGGUAGUAACAAUACUUCUGGAUCUUAAGGCUUCAUAGAUAAUACCUUUGAUCACAUUGCAUGGACAGCAAUUCUGUAAACAUCACAGAUCGGGCAGAACGGGACCGUUUGUAUUAUUAUAUGCGUUGUUGUAAUCCCUAACUUUUUAAUUUUAAUGUGCAUAUUUUAAUUUUAAUGUGAAUAGCCUAGAGAACCUAUUUUUGUGUCUGAAGAUGCUUGCAAUAAAUGUAUUUACCAGUAA
This is a messenger RNA of Choloepus didactylus (southern two-toed sloth), 3539 nucleotides long. RefSeq names its product kelch domain containing 2 (gene KLHDC2). The coding region runs from base 2193 to 3326 and encodes 377 amino acids. Gene Ontology annotation, molecular function: protein binding. The record is from RefSeq and is a predicted model, not a curated record. The transcript has 13 exons. Lineage: Eukaryota; Metazoa; Chordata; Mammalia; Pilosa; Megalonychidae.